AUGCCGCGAGAGCGGUUCGUGAAGCAAUCGCUCGGAACUCCCUUACAUACCAAGAUCAAGGAGGCGAAGAUACUCCUUGUCGGAGCUGGUGGUAUCGGAUGUGAACUUCUCAAAAACCUUGUCCUGACGGGCUUCGGGCAAAUACAUAUUGUGGAUCUCGACACGAUUGAUUUGAGCAAUCUCAACCGCCAAUUCCUCUUCAGACACGAACACAUCAAAAAAUCAAAAGCAUUGGUUGCGAAAGAAAGCGCCUCAAAAUUCAACCCCCGGGUAAAACUUGAGGCGCAUCAUGCCAAUAUCAAAGAUUCCCACUUCAACAUCGAUUGGUUUCAGAGUUUCAAUCUUGUCUUCAACGCACUAGACAAUCUCGAUGCGCGGCGGCAUGUGAACCAAAUGUGUCUGGCGGCGCAGAUACCCUUGAUUGAAAGCGGUACUACGGGGUUCAAUGGACAGGUACAGGUCAUUGUGAAGGGCAAGACGGAAUGUUAUGAUUGCAACACCAAGGAAGUUCCCAAGACAUUCCCAGUCUGCACGAUUCGAAGCACUCCGAGUCAACCGAUACAUUGCAUAGUAUGGGCGAAAAGCUAUCUCUUCACCGAGAUAUUUGGGACCAGUGAAGAUGAGAUACCAGUCUUUGAUCACUCUGAGGACUCGGAUAAUGGUAUGCAUACUUCCUUGGUUGAUUAUCUAAAGCUACUGACGGCCACACUAGCGUCAGAAAUUGAAAAUUUGAAAACCGAGUCUCAAGCCUUGAACAAUAUAAGGCAAUCCAUGGGUAGCGAGGACUUUCCCCGCAAAAUCUUCGAUAAAGUGUUCAAGGAAGACAUUCAUCGACUGAGAAGCAUGGAAGAUAUGUGGAAGUCAAGAAAGCCUCCUAAUCCUUUGGACUUUGAUGCGCUCUCGAGCGUUACUAAUGGCACAACAUCAAAAACAACAAUUUCAGAUCAGGCAACUUGGUCGCAGACCGAAAAUCUCGAGGUCUUCUGUGACAGUGUUGAUCGCCUGAGCAAGCGUCUUCAGCAUGCGCAGUCAACAGCUGUCAACGGAAAUUCUGCGCCGCACGUGCUAUCAUUUGACAAAGAUGACGAUGAUACGCUUGACUUCGUGGUUGCUAGUGCCAAUCUCCGGUCCAACAUAUUUGGCAUUGAAUCAAAGUCGAAAUUUGACAUCAAACAAAUGGCAGGUAACAUAAUACCGGCCAUUGCAACUACAAAUGCGAUGACUGCGGGUCUGUGCGUUUUGCAAGCCUUCAAGGUCUUGCGAGACGACCUUCACAAAGCGAGAAUGGUCUUUCUUGAGCGAUCUGGCGCAAGGGUAAUCAAUAGCGACACGCUUAAGCCUCCGAAUCCACAAUGCGCUGUCUGUGGCGUAACCUCCUCUCGACUUACAAUCGAUCCAGAACGAGCAACGUUGGGCAAUCUGGUUGAUGAUGUCCUGAAGAAGCAGUUGGGCUAUGGUGAAGAACUGACCGUCAAUAGCCAAGCUGGGACCAUUUACGACCCAGACUUGGACGACAACCUCCCCAAGAGUUUUGCGGACCUAAGUGUUAAAGCGGACGAUUUCAUCACGAUCAUUGAUGAUGAGGACGACAACCCGCGUGUCACCCUGUCACUCUCGAUCGCUGAAAAGUCACUUCCUGCUGAUUCGCCCCCCAUUUCACUACCCUCAGACCUCCAGGUAGCCCGUAAGCCCAAAACCGAGGCUGCUUCAUCCCUCACAAACGGCAACACCAAUGGCGUGCUACCAUCUUCAGCUUCGAAACGAAAGCGCAGUCCAGACGAAGCAGAAAGUGUAGCAGACGGCGUCCAGCCGAUCUUGAAGAAGGGAAAAGCUAUUGCCAACGAUCAAUCAGUCGUCAUCAAUGACGAUGGGGACGGAGCUAUCACAAUUGACGAUUGA
Bacidia gigantensis is the source of this 1899-nucleotide messenger RNA. RefSeq lists its product as uncharacterized. The transcript has 6 exons. Gene Ontology annotation, cellular component: SUMO activating enzyme complex; cytoplasm. Gene Ontology annotation, molecular function: SUMO activating enzyme activity. Bases 1 to 1899 code for a protein of 632 amino acids. Gene Ontology annotation, biological process: protein sumoylation. NCBI's taxonomy places the organism in Eukaryota, Fungi, Ascomycota, Lecanoromycetes, Lecanorales, Ramalinaceae. The record is from RefSeq and is a predicted model, not a curated record.